Molecule: messenger RNA, 2131 nt
Organism: Sinocyclocheilus anshuiensis
Lineage: Eukaryota; Metazoa; Chordata; Actinopteri; Cypriniformes; Cyprinidae
Gene: mxf
Product: myxovirus (influenza virus) resistance F
Exons: 14
Coding region: 47-1987 (646 amino acids)
Biological process (GO): synaptic vesicle budding from presynaptic endocytic zone membrane; receptor internalization; defense response to virus
Cellular component (GO): plasma membrane; synapse; cytoplasm
Molecular function (GO): GTP binding; microtubule binding; GTPase activity
Source: RefSeq, a predicted model, not a curated record
GAACAGCCCUGGCUGAGUAUUGAAGAAUAAGCACUAAAUACAAACUAUGGACAAGGACAAAAAUUCAGACUACGAUUCCCAAGAUGAAGAGAGCUCAUUUUCUGAGUCACAGACUCAUGGAGCAUUCCACAAUCACUUCAUUGAGUCUGUUCGGCCUUUGAUUGAGUUGAUUGACUCUCUGAAGUUGAUCGGCCUUGAUGAAGAUAUUGGUCUACCAUCCAUUGCGGUGGUGGGAGAUCAGAGUUCUGGAAAGAGUUCUGUUUUGGAGGCACUUUCUGGGGUGGCUCUACCUCGAGGAAGUGGUAUUGUCACUCGCUGUCCUCUUGAGCUGAAAUUGCAGAAGCUCAAAAAUGGACCAUGGUCGGGGAUCAUUUCUUACAGUGGUCACAGAGAGACCUUUAAUGACCCGUUAAAAGUGGAUACGCUUGUUAGAGAAGCUCAAAACAAGCUUGCUGGAAAAGCAGUUGGAAUCUGUGAUGAACUCAUCACUUUGGAGAUUUCAUCUCCGGAUGUGUGUGACCUCACUCUGAUCGAUCUGCCUGGUAUAACCCGUGUACCUGUGCAUGAUCAGCCUGAGGAUAUUGGAGAUCAGAUCAAAACUUUGAUACUGAAAUAUAUUGCAAAAAGUGAAACCAUCAUAUUAGUUGUUGUGCCCUGCAAUGUUGACAUUGCAACAACGGAAGCACUAAGAAUGGCGCAAAAAGUAGACCCAGAAGGACUCAGAACUCUAGCAAUUCUCACAAAACCAGACCUCAUCGACAGAGGAGCUGAGAUUGAAGUUUUGAACAUUGUUCAGGGCAAAGUCAUUCCUCUCAGCAAGGGCUACAUUAUUGUGCGAUGUCGUGGUCAGAGUGACAUCAAUGACAGAAUUCCUUUUGAUAAAGCCAUGGAGGCUGAACUGAAAUUCUUCAGGAACCACCAUUAUUUCAGCUCAUUACUGGAUGACGGUAAAGCAUCUGCUCAAUGCCUGGCAGACAAGCUGACCAAAGAACUGGCCGAUCAUAUUAAGAAAUCACUUCCAUCCUUGACUGAGCAGAUUCAAACUAGGCUACUCAGUGUGCAACGAGACCUUAAAAACUAUGAGCAGGGUCCACCUCUGGAAGAAGAGAUGAUGGGACCUUUUCUCAGUGAGAUUAUCUUGGUGUUCAGUGAUCAAAUAAAUGAACUGAGUAGAACAGGACAUUCAAAAGACAAAAACAUUUACAUAAGCCUACGUCCUAUAUUCAAGAAAUGGGACAUCUACCUAAGAAGCACUGAAGUAUCAUUCAAAGCAAGAGUGACAGAAAUGAUAGAAAAGUAUAAUGAGAUCCAUCGGGGCAGAGAAUUGCUAACAUUCAGUGAGUUCUGUGAAUAUGAAUGUGUCAUCCAAAACCACGUGGCAGCCCUUCAAGAGCCAGCCAUGGCAACACUGAAAGAUGUACGAGAGAUUGUUCAGAAUGUGUUCAGGGAGGUAUGUUAUUUGUCUUUUGACCAGUACCCUCCAAUGAGAUACAUUGUCUCUAACAUGAUUAAUGACAUUCAGACAAAGCAAGAGGCCAAAGCAGAGAAAAGAAUUAAAGAGUUCAUUAAUAUGGAGAAACUGGUCUUUACUCAGGACAAGGUAUUACAACAGAAACUCAAUGACUCUGACAUCCCUCAAAAGACUGGGAUAGAAACAAGUGACAAGAAUCACUGUGAUGAUGACACAAUAUUUAACUCAAAAGGAUGUGCAUUGUUGGAUACGAGAAAUCUUGUACCAGAGAAACUGGUUCUCUAUUAUGAGAUCAUCUAUCAACGCCUCACAGACUAUGUGCCCAUGCUGAUAAUCCUCUUCAUGCUGAAGGAUGCAGCAAAGACAUUGCGGCAUCAAAUGCUGGAACUGAGGAAUGGAGCGGAUGUGGUGAAACUGCUGAGUGAAGACUCAGAGCACGGACGCAUGAGAGCGGAUUUAAAGCAGCGUCUGGAGCGCCUCACACAAGCUCAAGACCUGAUAAGCAACAGACUCUGAGAGAGCUUUAUAAAACAUCAGGGAUAUAAAUGUAGCAUCAGAAAAUAAUCAGCUACAGAUUGUCAGACCACUUUCUAAUACAGCAUGGAUUUAGCAACAGGGAUAAAUAAAUGUUUUAAUUUCACAAAAUUAGUAAAUAAACAA